AUGGCGCCCUUGUCUACUCCAGAGUCCAUAUCACGAGAAAUUUCAGUAUCAUCCGAUGCUUCCGCCGACGAAAGUACCUCACUCGAUCAGAUGCGCGCGCCCAAGCGCCGCCGCCUCUCCGAGUCCUCAACAGACUCCUACACCGCAGCACCCGCACCACUCCCGUCGCUCUCACGAAUCAAGAAAAAGUCCUCAUCAACGAAUGCCACCUCAAGUAGGAAAGACGACGAGAACCCGGUCCUGAUCAAGGAUGCGCUUGAAAUCGGGCUCAAUGCCGAAGAGAACUCAUUCAAGGCCCUGAAUGUGGCGCCGUGGUUGGUUGGCUCUUUGACCACCAUGGCAGUGCGCAAGCCGACCGCUAUCCAGCGGGCUUGUAUUCCGGAGAUUUUGAAGGGGAGGGACUGUAUUGGUGGGAGUCGAACAGGUUCCGGAAAGACGAUUGCUUUCUCGGUGCCGAUCCUGCAGAAGUGGGCAGAAGAUCCUUUUGGGAUUUUUGCGGUGAUUUUGACGCCGACUCGUGAACUUGCGCUGCAAAUCUUCGAGCAGAUCAAGGCGAUCUCCGCCCCUCAGAGCAUGAAACCGGUCCUUAUCACAGGCGGCACAGAUAUGCGCUCGCAGGCAAUCGAGCUCGCAGGCCGACCCCACGUCGUCGUUGCCACGCCCGGUCGUCUAGCAGACCACAUCAACACCUCCGGUACCGACACAGUCGCGGGCCUCAAGCGCGUCCGCAUGGUCGUCCUCGAUGAAGCAGACCGCCUUCUUUCCCCGGGGCCAGGAAGCAUGCUCCCAGAUGUCGAAACCUGUCUCUCCUUCCUCCCGGGCCCCUCACAACGCCAAACCCUCCUCUUUACCGCAACACUCACUCCUGAAGUUCGCGCUCUGAAAUCAAUGCCCCAAACGCCCGGGAAACCGCCCAUCUUCGUCACCGAGAUCUCCACAGAAGCUAAAGAUACCGUCCCCCCCACGCUGAGAACAACAUACGUCCAAGUCCCGCUCACCCACCGUGAGGCCUUCCUACAUGUCCUUCUCUCCACCGAAUCAAAUAUCACCAAGUCCGCUAUUGUCUUCACAAACACUACCAAAUCAGCGGACCUCCUUGAGCGCCUCCUCCGCUCAUUAGGCCACAGGGUCACCUCUCUACACUCCCUCCUUCCGCAAUCCGAACGUAACUCCAACCUCGCGCGCUUCCGUGCCAGCGCGGCUCGAGUCCUCGUCGCUACGGACGUUGCAUCUCGAGGUCUCGAUAUUCCCUCCGUCAGCUUGGUUGUUAAUUUCGAGGUCCCUAGGAACCCGGACGACUAUGUGCAUCGUGUUGGACGAACGGCGCGUGCUGGGCGGACUGGUGAGGCGGUAACGCUUGUGGGGCAGCGCGAUGUGCAGCUCGUGCUUGCGAUUGAGGAGCGUAUUGGCAGAAAAAUGGUAGAAUAUGAAGAGGAAGGGGUCAAUCUCGAAGCUAGGGUUGCCAAGGGUUCGCUGCUGAAGGAGGUUGGGGCGGCGAAGAGGGAGGCUAUGGUUGAGAUUGAUGAGGGGAGGGAUGUGCUUGGGAGAAAGAGGAAUAAGCUGAAGAAGGUUAGGUAG
Aspergillus nidulans FGSC A4 is the source of this 1578-nucleotide messenger RNA. RefSeq names its product ATP-dependent RNA helicase dbp8 (gene dbp8). Gene Ontology annotation, cellular component: nucleolus; nucleus. Lineage: Eukaryota; Fungi; Ascomycota; Eurotiomycetes; Eurotiales; Aspergillaceae. Gene Ontology annotation, molecular function: nucleic acid binding; ATP hydrolysis activity; ATP binding. The coding region runs from base 1 to 1578 and encodes 525 amino acids. The record is from RefSeq and is a predicted model, not a curated record. The transcript has 2 exons.